Molecule: messenger RNA, 1900 nt
Organism: Mytilus californianus (California mussel)
Lineage: Eukaryota; Metazoa; Mollusca; Bivalvia; Mytilida; Mytilidae
Product: alpha-N-acetylgalactosaminidase-like
Exons: 8
Coding region: 187-1425 (412 amino acids)
Biological process (GO): glycosylceramide catabolic process; oligosaccharide metabolic process; glycoside catabolic process
Cellular component (GO): cytoplasm
Molecular function (GO): alpha-galactosidase activity
Source: RefSeq, a predicted model, not a curated record
CUCUAAGAAGUGUCAAUUAUGCAUUUUUAAAAGAACUUACUUCAUAGGACUAGUAUACAAAUGCAUACAUUUCAAGAUGACAUCUAAGAAUUUAGAAAAUUGAAACAUUUCCAAAUUAUUGAUGUAAACAGUACAACUAGUAUUGAGGAUGAAGUAUACAUAAUUGACUGAUCAGUAAAUCAUAGAAUGACACAAGUUCUUUUCUGCCUGUUAUUCUCAUUAGUUGUGUUGGAAGUAGGAGAUGCCUUAGAUAAUGGUCUAGCUCUAACACCACCCAUGGGAUGGAUGCACUGGGAAAGAUUCAGAUGUAUAACAGAUUGUAAAACAGAUCCUAAGAAUUGUCUCAGUGAAAACUUGAUAAUGAGACAAGCUGAUAGAAUGGCAUCUGAUGGUUAUUGUGAUGCUGGUUAUAUUUAUCUCUCCAUUGAUGACUGUUGGAUGGCUAAGGAGCGUGAUUCAAAUGGAAGGUUACAAGCAGAUCCCAUUAGGUUUCCAAGAGGAAUUAAGUUUUUGGCUGAUUAUCUUCACAAUAAAGGUUUAAAGCUUGGUAUAUAUGAAGAUUUUGGUACAAGGACCUGUAUGGGAUACCCUGGAAGUGAGUUCUACUUACAACUGGAUGCAGAAACAUUUGCCAGCUGGGGAGUUGAUCUUUUGAAGCUUGAUGGCUGUAAUGCUGACAGGAAAGAUAUGAAAGAUGGUUAUGAAGCAAUGGGAUUUUUCCUGAACAAGACAGGUCAUCCUAUUUUAUAUUUAUGUAGCUGGGCAGCAUAUGUUUCUCCAUACAAAGAUCUGACUGAUUAUCCAGCAUUUAAGAAGUAUUGCAACCAGUGGCGUAACUAUAGAGAUAUACAAGACUCAUGGGAUGUUAUGUAUGACAUCAUAGAUUACUAUGGCAACAAUACUUACAAUUUGUCAGCCUAUGCAGGAUCUGGACAUUGGAAUGACCCUGAUGAGCUAAUAAUAGGUGGAUAUGGCUUGAGUUUUAAUCAAGAGAAAUUACACAUGGGAAUGUGGGCUAUGAUGGCAUCUCCUCUAUUUAUGUCUGUUGAUUUGGAAACCAUUCGACCCUCAUCUAAAGGAUUACUAUUGAAUAAAAUGCUAUUAGAGAUCAAUCAGGACCCUCUUGGAGUUCAAGGUCAGAGAAUAUGGAAGUUUAGACAGUUUGAAAUUUGGCAGCGUCCUCUACAUAAAGCACACUCCUAUGCUAUAGCUGUUAUAAACAGUGACAAUGAAGGUGUACCAAGGACAAUAAAGUUGUCAUUAUCUGAGUUUGGUGUGAAUGGUGCCCCGGCCUUCAAUGUUACUGAUGUAUUUGAUGGUACCAGCCAUGGUGUGGCACAUGUAAAUGAUUCAUUUAUAUAUGAAGUGAAUCCAACAGGGAUAUAUAUGGUUAGACUGGAUCCAGUCAUGUCAUGGAAAAGAUGAAAAGAAAAGAAAAUAUGUAAUGAAUGUGUGGUGUAAAGAGAUUAACUUUAAUUUUAUGUUAGAAACUGUUGAGGGUUAAAUGUUUCAGGUAUUGUUUUGUUGUAUUGCAUGUGACGAAAGUCCCAGAAUGCGAUACGUAGGGAUUACUAUUUGCUGGUGGGGGUGGUGGCAAAAACUGUUUGUAUAAAGCUUUAUAUUUCAGAAGGUAGAAGACCUUGAUGCUUCGUACCUUUAUACAGAUGCCUCAUAUUACAAUGUUUCUUCCUGUCAUAUUUCCAUUGUCCUUGAUCUCAUUUUCAUGGUUCAGAGACUGCUUGAAAAAAAAUUACAUUUUUUUGUCAUGCAAAAUACUCACUUAUUAUGAGUAAUAGGAUAACUAGAUUUGGUAUAUGGUUCCUUGCAAAGUUAAAAUGACCUUCAGAAAGGGUUCACCAGACCUCGACCUCAUUUCAUGGAUUACUGUAAAUUCAGAAAU